CGGGCCGGUCUUUUAAAAAGGCGACUAGCGAACUGUGUCGCUUGUCCUAUGACGCGAAAGGAACCACGACUAUAAGGAUCGGAAGACGGGAAGGGCUGGAAGACGCGGUACUUGAUCCUCUAUAUUGGGAAUUGAAUCGAGAAUGGAAACUGAAAGAGGAAACCAAGAAAAAGCAAUGGAAGAAGAAAGCACUGAAAAGAAAAAGGAAGUAGAAAAAAAGAAAAGAUCUCGAGUUAAACAGGUGCUUGCAGAUAUUGCAAAGCAAGUAGACUUCUGGUUUGGGGAUGCAAAUCUUCACAAGGACCGAUUUCUUCGAGAACAGAUAGAAAAAUCUAGAGAUGGAUAUGUUGAUAUAUCACUUCUGGUGUCCUUCAACAAAAUGAAAAAAUUAACUACUGAUGGGAAGUUAAUAGCCAGAGCUUUGAAAAGUUCAGCUGUUGUAGAGCUGGAUUUAGAAGGCACCAGAAUCAGAAGGAAAAAGCCCCUGGGUGAAAGACCAAAGGAUGAGGAUGAGCGGACAGUGUAUGUGGAGUUACUUCCUAAAAAUGUUAAUCACAGCUGGAUUGAAAGAGUAUUUGGGAAAUGUGGCAAUGUUGUUUACAUAAGUAUACCACAUUAUAAGUCUACUGGAGAUCCAAAGGGAUUUGCCUUUGUGGAAUUUGAAACAAAAGAACAAGCAGCAAAAGCUAUUGAGUUUCUUAACAACCCACCAGAAGAAGCACCGAGAAAACCUGGCGUAUUUCCUAAGACAGUAAAAAAUAAACCCAUUCCUUCCUUAAGAGCAGCUGAAGAAAAGAAAAAGAAAAAGAAGAAAAAAGGCCGAAUGAAGAAAGAAGACAUCCAGGUGAAAGAGUUAAAUAUCGACUCAAGCAAUGUGAGUGUCUGUAAAAUGAAAAGAUCGAGAACCACAUCUGAGAGUUCUGAAGUAGAAACUUCUGAGCCCCAAAAGCAAUCCUCCAAGAAAAAGAAAAAAAGAGAAAAAGUUGAAGUAUCUAGCUUACCCGAGGUCAGAACAGCGAAGAGGAAGAGAAGCAGCUCUGAAGAUGCAGAAGCCCUAACUCCCAGAUCAAAAGUAAAGAAAAUGGCUCAGAAAGACACCGUUCAAAAAGAAGCUUCAAAAGUUUCGAAAGAAAAUAGAGGUAAGGACUGGAGAAAGAAAGUUAUGUUGCAUCCAUUUUACCGCCACACUUUACCUUGCUGUUUGGUUUUUAUUUCUCAAGAUUUAGAAGUCUCUACUGAAGAGGAAAAGGAUACUGGAGACAUGAAAGAUAGCUCUCUCUUAAAAGCAAAAAGGAAACAUAAGAAAAAACAUAAAGAGAGACAUAAAAUGGGAGAAGAAGUUAUACCAUUAAGAGUACUGUCAAAGAGUGAAUGGAUGGAUUUGAAAAAAGAGUAUUUAGCACUGCAAAAAGCCAGCAUGGCUUCUUUGAAAAAAACAAUAUCCCAAAUAAAAUCGGAGUCAGAAAUUGAAACAGAUGGUGGGGUACCUCCUAAUUCUGGAACAAAAGAUGAAAAAACCAACAGUAAAGAAUGUCCCCCCCAGGAGAAAGUGAAUACAAAUACGAUGGGACCACAAUUUGUAAGUGGAGUGAUUGUGAAGAUUGUUAGCACUGAGCCUCUACCUGGCAGGAAACAAGUCCGGGAUACUUUGGCGGCCAUCUCAGAAGUUGUUUACGUUGAUUUGCUAGAAGGAGAUACAGAAUGCCAUGCUAGAUUUAAAACUCCUGAGGAUGCUCAAGCAGUAAUAAGUGCACAUACGGAAAUUAAAAGGAAGCACUGCUGGAAAAUUGAGAUCCUUUCUGGUGAUCAUGAACAAAGGUACUGGCAGAAGAUUUUGGUUGAUAGACAGGCCAAACUUAAUCAGCCUCGGGAAAAGAAAAGAGGCACUGAAAAGUUAAUCACCAAAGCAGAAAAGAUUCGACUGGCAAAGACUCAACAAGCAAGUAAACACAUAAGAUUUUCUCAAUAUGAUUAAAAAAAAUUUCAGUUCACCCCUCAAUAUUUCACUGAAUACUUGAGCUGUUCUUAAGUUCAUUUGUAUUGUGAUAGUACUGCAUAAUGAAUGUUUUUAAAAAACCUACAUUUAAUUAAAAGAAAUACCUUUGUAACAAAAAACACUGUAUCCCCUAAAGCUGUUGAAAUAAAUAAAAAUUAAUAAAAAAUACUUUUGUUCUUCAACUUGUAAGUAAAACCUUUUUCUAGAGACAAGUAC
Messenger RNA from Nycticebus coucang (slow loris), 2212 nucleotides. RefSeq names its product La ribonucleoprotein 7, transcriptional regulator (gene LARP7). The transcript has 12 exons. Gene Ontology annotation, molecular function: mRNA binding. Lineage: Eukaryota; Metazoa; Chordata; Mammalia; Primates; Lorisidae. Gene Ontology annotation, cellular component: nucleus. The record is from RefSeq and is a predicted model, not a curated record. The coding region runs from base 143 to 1975 and encodes 610 amino acids. Gene Ontology annotation, biological process: RNA processing.